AUGGACCUCAAACUGUUGCCCCUCGUGGUUCUGCUGGUGCUGGCCACACACGCGCCUCUGACCAACGCAAAGCCCAUUAGCCUGGUGGAGCGCUGCUGGUGCCGCUCCACUCUCAAUACCGUCCCACAGAGAAGCAUCAGAGAGCUCAAGUUCCUGCACACGCCCAACUGCCCCUUCCAAGUCAUAGCCAAGCUGAAGAACAACAGGGAAGUGUGCAUCAACCCCGAGACCAAGUGGCUUCAGCAAUACCUAAAGAACGCCAUUAACAAGGUGAAGAAGUCCAGAAGACGCAACAACAAGAAGCCGUAA
Molecule: messenger RNA, 309 nt
Organism: Knipowitschia caucasica
Lineage: Eukaryota; Metazoa; Chordata; Actinopteri; Gobiiformes; Gobiidae
Source: the annotation of a GenBank genome assembly